Cinara cedri is the source of this 2605-nucleotide messenger RNA. NCBI's taxonomy places the organism in Eukaryota, Metazoa, Arthropoda, Insecta, Hemiptera, Aphididae. The record is from the annotation of a GenBank genome assembly.
CAUCAUAAAUUAUUAAUUAUUAAUUAAUAACUUCGUUUUUAUACCGAACAUUUAACAAAAAUUUAAAAUCAAAAAAUAAUAAUCUCUAUUAUAGUACAUUGAAAAUAAAUAAGCACAAGUGUAGUUAAAUUUAUUUUUCGCGUUACGUCCGAUAGACAAGUAGGUAUACUAACCAAUAAUUAGCGUAUAAACUCUAAAUGUAACAUGUAUAGAUAUUUAUAAUUAAAAUUCCUUAUACCUAUAUCUAUUUAAAGUGUUGUAAAACUAAACAAACAAUUGUUUAUUUAGAACAAUAUUAAAAUGCCUAAAGAUGCACCACCAACAAAGAAAAUUAAGAAAGCAAACCCCGAAAUUAGCUCUGCAAAAACCAGUAAUUUUUUGGACGAUGUGGCUGCUGAACGCAAAAAAGUAUGUGUAAAAUACAUUCUAAUUAAAAUUUGUUUUUAAAUUUAAACAUAAAAAUGAAUAUUUUACAGACAGCCACAUCAGUAAUGGAAUUUAAAUUCAACAAAAAACGUGUGCGUGUAUUGUCUAAAACUUCAGAAGUUCCCGAAUGGGCCGAUGGAGUUAUCUAUUGGACCUUCCGAGAUGAACGUAUUCAUGGUAAAUUAAAAAUUUAAUAGUAUAACAUACGGCAGUAUGUCCCUUAUUUAUCCCUAUUUUUUUAUAUUGCUGUUUUUUUUUUUUAGAUAACUGGGCAUUGCUUUAUGCGCAAAAGUUAGCAAUCAAAAAUAAAGUUUCUCUACACAUUACGUUCUGUAGACUGACUAAAUUCUUGGAUUGUAGUUUACGACACUAUAAACAUAUAUUUCAAGGUUAAACUGCGAGUAUUUAUUCAUACUUUAUUAAACCCUGAAAUUAGUUUAACAAUUAUGGUGUGCUAUUUAAUUUAUUUAAUUCUUACCUUUGGGCAUAUUUUUUUAAUAUAAAAUUAAUAAUGUAUAUCCACCAAUAUUAUAGUUGAAUAGUUUAUAGUUCUUAUUUAUACUAGUUAGUUUAUAUACUAAUUAAACAAAAAAAUGUAUAAUUAUAAGAUUAAAUUUGUUUCAUUUAACAAAAAAUAAUUCAUUUUUUUUACUUUUAGGUUUAGAAGAAUUAGAAAAUGAAUGUAAAACAUUAAAUAUUCAAUUUCAUUUCUUAAUUGGUUCUGCAGCAGAAAUAUUACCUGAUUUUGUUAAAAAACAUAAAUUAGGUGCAGUCGUUGUAGACUUUAUGCCUGUUCGUGAACAUAUGUUAUGGACCCAACAAUUAGCUGAUAGUAUUGGAUCUGAAAUUCCAGUUGUUCAGGUUGAUGCCCAUAAUAUCGUUCCUUGUUGGGUGGCUUCGGAUAAACUAGAAUAUGCUGCAAGAACAAUACGAAAUAAAAUCAAUAAGAACCUUCCAGAAUUUUUAACAGAAUUUCCACCAGUGAUUAAACAUCCAUUUAGUGGUAAACUUAAAACUCAAGUAUGGAGUAUAGAACUAUUAAAAUGAUUAACCAAAAAUAUUCCAAAAUAACAAGUUAUUUCAUUUGUAAUUAUUAUUAUUAGCCAACAAAUUGGAACGAUGCUGACAAAACUCUUCAAGUCGAUCGUAGUGUUUUACCUGUCCCGGGUCUUAAGGCAGGUUUCAAAGCUGGUAUGAAUGAGUUGGAUAAUUUUUUGAAGAAACGAUUAUCAAAGUAUUCAACAGAUCGAAACAAUCCUGUAAAAGACGGACUUAGUAAUCUUUCACCUUGGUUACAUUUCGGUCAGUUACAAAAGGGUUUUAAAAUAAUUUCUUUUGUACAUGAUAUUACUAUUUAUAAUAGGUCAGAUAUCAGCACAAAGAUGUAUCUUAGAAGUUAGUAAAUUUUCUAAAAUGUAUCCGGAGAGUGUUUUAGCAUAUAGAGAAGAAACAAUUGUUCGCCGGGAACUUUCAGACAAUUUCUGCUUUUAUAAUCCAAAAUAUGAUAGCAUUGAGGGUGCACCAAACUGGGCUCAAGUUACCUUGAAUGAUCAUAGGUAUGUCCUAUAUAUAAUGAUAUAUUUGAUCUUCAAUUAUACAUUUCUUUUAUUUAUUUAGAAAAGAUAAACGGAAGUUUGUAUACACAAGAGAAGAAUUGGAAAAAUCACGUACGUAUGAUGAUUUAUGGAAUUCAGCACAAAUUCAGUUAGUGAAGGAUGGUAAGAUGCACGGUUUCUUGCGUAUGUACUGGGCAAAGAAAAUAUUAGAAUGGACAGAUACUCCGGAAAGAGCACUAGCUGAUGCAAUAUAUCUCAAUGACAAAUAUAGCAUGGAUGGUCGCGAUCCAAGUGGUUUUGUUGGUUGUAUGUGGUCUAUAUGCGGUGUUCAUGAUCAAGGAUGGAGAGAACGAGAAAUUUUUGGAAAAAUUAGAUUUAUGAACUAUGAUGGGUGUAAAAGAAAAUUUGAUAUAAAUGCCUUUAUAGCUAGGUAUGGUGGCAUGGUUCACAAAUACACUAAAAAAUAAAUAUUGUACAAAUAUUUAUUUAUAGUAUUAUUUUUAUACCAGUUCAAUUUAAAUUUGUAUACCUUUUUUUGAUAUAAUUAAUUGUUACUACAGCACAGUAUUAUUUUUGUGAGCAAUCAUUCAAAAUUUGAUUUUUAUCAUUAAUAAUUAUAAACA